Molecule: messenger RNA, 446 nt
Organism: Dentiscutata heterogama
Lineage: Eukaryota; Fungi; Glomeromycota; Glomeromycetes; Diversisporales; Gigasporaceae
Source: the annotation of a GenBank genome assembly
AUGACCUUGUCAAAGAGGUUGUUAAAAAAAUUAUUCCUAACCAUGAUCUUAAAGAAGAAAAUUGCGCUGAUGGCAUUGAACUUGGUCCAGAGGAAGAGGAUGAUGAUGUUGUGAUACCACCUGCUGAGACUUAUUAUGAUAAGGCCAAAUCUUUCUUCGACAACAUUUCUUGUGAAACAAAGGAACGAUUGGAACAACAAGGGCCCGAUGGCCGAGGACUGUCUGUGGCUGAACGAAGGCAGAAACAAUCUGAAGAAAGACGUCUGAAUCUUGAAACAUUUGGACAAGUUUCGAUUGAUGGUGGAAGAUAUCGCGGUGGUUAUCGCAGUCGUGGUUAUAGAGGAGGCAGAGGUGGAUAUCGUGGUGGCCGUGGAAUGCGCGGAGGAUAUUCUAACAAUUAUCGGGGGAAUAACUUUAGACAACAGAUUCAACAACAGCAAUCAUGA